This is a messenger RNA of Pestalotiopsis fici W106-1, 804 nucleotides long. RefSeq lists its product as uncharacterized. The transcript has a single exon. Lineage: Eukaryota; Fungi; Ascomycota; Sordariomycetes; Amphisphaeriales; Sporocadaceae. Bases 1 to 804 code for a protein of 267 amino acids. The record is from RefSeq and is a predicted model, not a curated record.
AUGCUGAGAGAAUCUAGCCGCCUGCGUGCUGGCAAGUUCAAGACUACCGCAUUACAGCUUCUGGCAGUCUUUUUUUGUAUUUCGUUAUUACUAUAUUGCGGAAUCGAUACAAAUCCUCCACCACAUCAGUCAUCAUCGCCGUCUUUGCAAAAAGCGCUGGUGAUAGCAUCCAGCAUUGCGACUUCGCAAGACACGGCAUGGCUAUCCCAAGUUCCUCGGGACUGGGCCAUCUACCACUAUGUGACGGAUGAGAUUGGCAGCUUCUCUCCGUCGUCAUCGACUGCGUUGUCAGUGCCGGCAGACAAGGGCAACGAAGCCAUGGCCUAUCUGACGUAUAUUAUUGACCACUACGACGAGCUGCCAGACGUCAUCUUUUUCCGGCAUUCGCACCACAAAUCGUGGCACCAGGCCUUUGACUCGGUGUUCGAGGUCAGCUCGCUGCGCGCCGAGUACGUGCUCGAGAGGGGCUACGUGUCGCCGAGGUGCAUGGGCGGGUGCGAGAAUGUCAUGCCCGUGGCGGAUGAAGGAGUGAGCCUCGCGGAUAUUCACUUGGUGACGCGCGAUGCCCAGCUGCGCUCGCUUCUGUCCGAGUUCUUGGACCCAGCCGAAUCCAUUCCCAGCAAGAUUGCGGCGCCUUGCUGUGCUCAGUUCGCCGUCAGCCGUGUCGCGGUGCAGUCGAGGAGCCGAGAAUGGUGGCAGGCUUUGCGAAGCUGGCUGAUUAGUACCUCGCUCUCAAGCUACAGCAGUGGAAGGUUGUUGGAAUGGACGUGGCAUAUUUGGUUUGGCGAGGAGGCAUCUCUGUGA